Molecule: messenger RNA, 2334 nt
Organism: Trichoderma atroviride IMI 206040
Lineage: Eukaryota; Fungi; Ascomycota; Sordariomycetes; Hypocreales; Hypocreaceae
Biological process (GO): mRNA splicing, via spliceosome
Cellular component (GO): spliceosomal complex; Prp19 complex
Source: RefSeq, a predicted model, not a curated record
AUGCCGGUCGUCAAGGGAGGCGUCUGGACCAACAUCGAGGACGAGAUCCUCAAGGCGUCCGUCUCCAAGUAUGGCCUCAAUCAAUGGGCACGCGUGUCCUCGCUGCUGGCGCGCAAGACGGCCAAGCAGUGCAAGGCCAGAUGGAACGAAUGGCUGGACCCGAGCAUCAAGAAGAUUGAGUGGAGCAAGGAGGAGGACGAGAAGCUGCUGCAUCUCGCCAAGAUUAUGCCCACCCAAUGGCGCACCAUUGCUCCCAUAGUCGGCCGGACUGCGAACCAAUGUCUCGAGCGAUACCAGAAGCUGCUGGAUGAGGCUGAGGCCCGCGAAUCGUCGGGCCUUGGCCUUAUGGGACCAGACGGUGGCGAGACGCAAGCACCAAGUGCCGACGAUGUUAGGAGAUUGCGGCCGGGAGAGCUUGACCCGGAUCCAGAGACGAAGCCCGCUCGACCGGAUACCAUCGAUCUCGACGAAGACGAAAAGGAGAUGCUCAGCGAGGCUCGUGCUCGUCUAGCCAACACACAGGGCAAAAAGGCAAAGAGAAAGGCUCGAGAACGCCAGCAGGAAGAGUCCCGUCGCCUUGCGACUCUGCAGAAGCGGCGAGAGCUUAAAACGGCCGGCAUCAACAUCAAGGUUACCACGCGAAAGCAGGGCGAGAUGGACUACAACGCAGAUAUCCCAUUCGAAAGGAAGGCCGCCGCUGGAUUCUACGACACUUCGGAAGAGAAAGUAAAAAAUGACUUGCAGCGUGCGGCAUUCGAUCCGAGAAAACAGCAGCUUGCUAGCAAGCGGAAAGGCGACGGCGACGAGGAUAACGAACGCAAAAGGAGGAAGAACGACAAGGAGGGCAUUUCAGAAUCACAAAAAGCUGCCAUCAAAGCAGGCCAGAUGCAGAGGAUUCGAGAGGCCGAACAAAGCAGCAAGCGCCGUCCUCUAAACUUGCCAGCACCGCAAGUAGGAGACGGCGAGCUGGAGGAUAUUGUAAAGAUGGGCAAAAUGGGCGAAGCCGCCAACUCUUUGGCUAGAGAAAGCGACAAUGAUGCGACGCGAGGAUUCGUCAACUCGUAUUCGACUCUUAAUACAAAUGCUCCGAUCCGAACACCUAGAGCGCCUGCACAGGAGGACCACAUCGCCAACGAAAUCCGUAACAUCCGGGCCCUAAAUGAUACCCAAUCUGCUCUGCUGGGUGGUGAGAAUACCCCUCUUCACCAGGGAGCUGGCUCAACCGGAUUUGAGGGCAUUGCUCCUCGGAAACAUGUUAUGGCGACCCCCAAUCCUCUAGCUACACCCUUAAGAAAUGGUGGAGCGAACGGUGCUGCUCCUGGCCAAACACCGAUGCGGACUCCACGAGAUACUUUUGCUCUCAAUCAAGAGGACGGAAUGUCAAUGACAGGUGCAACCCCUCGAGACAUUAGAAACAGGGAGAUGGCCAUGCGGAAUCAGCUGCGCGCUGGACUGGCUGCGCUGCCCAAGCCGAAAGACACCGAGUGGGAGUUUGAGAUACCAGACGAGCAAAAGGAGACUGUGGCUGCCGAUGAUGCCAUGGAAGAGGAUGCUGCUGACCGGGAUCGACGAGAGCGUGAAAGACGAGAAGCUGCAGAGGCGCUUGAACGGCGACGACGGACUCAAGUAAUGCAGAGAGGGCUUCCACGGCCCGUAGUUGUCGACUUGACAGACCUGAUGAAGAGAGCAAAGGCGAUUGACGAUCCGUCCGCGGCACUCAUUGCGGCGGAGACGGCCGCUCUGAUGGCUCAUGAUGCUAUCAAGUUCCCGCUGAGCGGCUCUCAAGUCAAGGGCAAGCCUUCGCCUCUGGCCCAGAUAGACGACAGCUCCCUCGCCGACGCCCGCCUUCGAAUUAUCUCUGAAACUAAGCCGCUGCCGAGUUUUGAGGAUAUCCAAGCAGCCUUUGAAAGCAGGGCCAAUGGAGACUCUUUGCUUCUGGGAUUAGGGUGUUAUAACGAUGAUGAGGAUGAGCAAGAUGCCGCUAUGCGAGCUGCCUUUGACAGCGUUCAAGAUUCCAUCAUGGCUUCAGCAGAGGAAGACGCAAAGCUCGAGAAGAAGCUCACGUUGCAUCUGGGUGGGUACCAGAAGCGGCAAAAGAUGCUCAAAGACAAGGUAUCGGAUGCGGCAGACGCUUUGGACAAGGCAAAGGUAGCCCUCAGCGGGUUCAAGAUACUGGCCAUCAACGAGGAUACAGCCAUCAACCGACGACUGGCGUCACUGCGAGAUGAAGUCAAUUUCAUUAGCCGAAGAGAGAGAGAGGCACAGGAGGAAUACCAAAAGGCCAAAGAAGAGCUAGAAGCUCUACGAUCGGCAAACAUUAACGGAUACCAUUAA